ACAGAAUUUUUAUAACCCUACUAACUAUGCCCGCCAUAGUAAAUUGCUGAAUCCGAAUGGAAAAAGGUUAGUUGGCAUGGGCAGUUUUGGCAGCAAAAAAGAUCGCUGUGUAAAUAUCUAGAUAAGAAUUGGCGCGCUUGCAUUUAUUCGCUAAUUUCGUUUUCGCUCGUCGGAGAAGAAGGAAAAAUUGGUAAGCAAAGCAAGCAAAAGGUAAAAAUGGAUGUAUUAGAUUCAGUAUUCGAUCCGUUGAGAGAUUUCUCGAAAGACAGCGUUCGUCUUGUUAAGAGAUGCCACAAACCUGAUCGUAAAGAAUUCUCGAAGGUAGCGACGCGAACAGCGAUAGGAUUUGUGGUUAUGGGAUUCGUUGGGUUUUUUGUGAAGCUGAUUUUUAUUCCGAUCAAUAACAUCAUCGUUGGAUCUGGUUGAGAUUUGUAGUUGCCUUGUCUCAUAUUUACUGUAAAAGCCAAGAUUCCUAAACGACACUAAUUCUUAAAUGCGAUUAACAUCCCUUCUACCGAUGAUGGGCCGGCACUUUUGGAGUCUGCCGCUAUGUAAUUAGCAUUUCAGCAGAACGGAAUGCCCAAGAUACUACCUCUGUUGAAUUUUGUUAGCAUUCUUGAGCAUUGCCUAACUGUCUUCUGGUGACAAUGACACCUGUUCCCUUGAACUUGAUACAUGAUAUCCAAUAAUAGCUAGAUUCUGGAGAUUGCUAGUAUUAUCAAUAAGCAUAUUUAUGCUCCUUUAGAGGGGAAAACAAUUCUACUUUCCUUUGGGUCUUGCACUGUCUAUUCAUGAAGGGUCUAGCUUUUAUGUCUCCUAGAUUGUUUUAUACAGCUACAUGCCAAGUUGUUUUAUUAGUUCAGUCAUGUUAAUAAAAAGAAUUUA
This is a messenger RNA of Sesamum indicum (sesame), 885 nucleotides long. NCBI's taxonomy places the organism in Eukaryota, Viridiplantae, Streptophyta, Magnoliopsida, Lamiales, Pedaliaceae. The record is from RefSeq and is a predicted model, not a curated record.